AUGGGAUCCUGCGGCUUUACGAUCAAGGACGAGCCGGUGGAGAACCUGCGGCCACUCAAGGUCCGCGUGAUCGGGGCCGGCUUCUCGGGCAUCCUGGCGGCCAUCCGCAUUCCACAGAAGCUGCGCAACGUGGAUCUCGUCGUGUACGAGAAGAACGCGGGCCUGGGCGGCGUCUGGUGGCUGAACCGUUACCCGGGUGUGGCCUGUGACAUUCCCUGUGAGUUGACUGCCCUUGCGUGCGAGGUGAUGCCCGUUAACCGGUCAGCCCACUCGUACCAGUACUCGUUCGCGCCGAACCCGCACUGGUCGUCGCUGUACGCGCCGGGUCCGGAGAUCCAGCAGUACCUGCAGGAUGUGGCCGGGCGCUUUGGGGCGACGCGGUUCAUCAAGACGCGGCACGAGCUGCGGGCGGCCGUGUGGGACGAGCAGACAAAACUGUGGCGGCUGACGGUGGCCGAUCUGGCGACGGACACGUCGUUUGUCGACGAGUGUCACGUGCUGAUCACAGCACGCGGCCAGCUUAGCGACAUGCGAUGGCCGGAUUUGCCGGGACUGCUGGAUCGCUUUGCCGGCAAGGUCAUGCACUCGGGAGCCUGGGACGACGGCUACGACUUUGCCCACAAGCGUGUCGCCGUCAUCGGCAACGGGUCCAGCGCCAUCCAGCUGGUCCCACGGCUGCAGCAGCUGCCCGGCACCGCCCUGACCGUCUUCCUGCGGUCGCGCACGUGGAUCACCCCGCCGAUGGGCGCCGAUGCCAUGGCGGCUUUGGGCCUGGACCCGGACGCGGCCACGGUGCCGCCAGCACAGCAGGCCGUCUGGGCUGCGGACGCCGACGCGCUCCUGCGCCUGCGCAAGACGGUCGAGGAUGCCGGCAACGAAGCGCACGAGGCGUCGGUGCGCGACACCGUCCCGCAACAGCUGCUGCGCCAGGCUUUGUCCGAUAGCAUGCGCCAGGCACUGGCACGACGGCCGGACCUGUUUUCGCUGCUGGCGCCCGACUUUGCGCCGGGCUGCCGUCGUCUGACGCCCGGCCGCGGCUACCUCGAGGCGCUGAUGGCGGCCAACGUGGAGGUGGUGACUGGGGCAGUCGUGGCGGCUACCGAGACCGGCGUGGUGGUGGAGGAGGAAAGAAAGGAUGGGAGAGAUGGAAACGGAAACGGAAACGGCAAUGGAAACGGUGGAAACGGAAGCGACGGAAACGGAAACGACAACCGCCGUUCGUUUCCGGUCGACGCCAUCGUCUGUGCCACCGGCUUCCGCGUGUCCGAGCCGCCGCCGUUUCCGGUCAUCGGCCGCCGUGGCAUCUCGCUGCAGCAGCGAUGGGCCGACAUUCCCGAGACCUAUCUCUCUGUCGCCGUCAACGGCUUCCCCAAUCUCUUCUUUCUCUUCGGCCCCAACGCCGCCAUCGGCUCCGGCAGCCUCACCGUCAUGCUCGAGGCCGCCUGCGACUAUGUCGUCCAGCUGAUCCGCAAGCUGCAGCGCGAGGAUUACGCCUCCAUCGAGCCGCGAGCCGAUCGCGUAGCCGACUUCUCCGCCUACGUCGACGCCUACUUCCGCAACACCGUCUACCUUGACCGCUGCCGCUCCUGGUACCGCUCCCACGGCGGCACUGGCGACCGCAUUGUCGGCCUCUGGCCCGGUUCCACCCUGCACGCCCUCGAGGUCCUCCGCUCGCCGCGCUGGGAGGACUUCGUCUACGAGACCGCCGACGACGACGUCUCGGCGCCCAACCGUCUGCGCUGGCUCGGAAACGGUCGCAGCGUCACCCAGCUCGGCCGCGGCGACCCAUCCUGGUACCUCAACCCGAACCAGGUCGACGUGCCGCCCGAGGGCCGGCCGGAAGACGAUCCCCGUCUGCUGGCACGACCAUGGUCAUACUAG
Molecule: messenger RNA, 1881 nt
Organism: Grosmannia clavigera kw1407
Lineage: Eukaryota; Fungi; Ascomycota; Sordariomycetes; Ophiostomatales; Ophiostomataceae
Product: monooxygenase-like protein
Exons: 1
Coding region: 1-1881 (626 amino acids)
Molecular function (GO): N,N-dimethylaniline monooxygenase activity; flavin adenine dinucleotide binding; NADP binding
Source: RefSeq, a predicted model, not a curated record